AACAAAUAAAACCAGGGAGUCGAAUAAAACAAAAUGAAUGUGUCUACUGUGCAGCCAGUAUUUAAAUUAGAAUUAAAUCAUAAAGUGAAUCCCGGAAUAGUGACGUUAGCCAAAUAUGACGGUACACAUGCUUGUCUCACGGCAUCUGCUGGCUACGAUAAAAUAAUAAUACAUCAUCCUCACGUCGGAGCUAUCACUGGGCGCGCUCAAAUAUCUGAAAACCACAGGGAAAUUUCAGAGCUGAAUUUGAGUCAAGCCGUGAUAGCUCUAGCCGCUGGGCCUCUGCGUCCAGACACUAAUCGAGAUAUUCUUCUGAUCGGUUCACCUACGCAAAUCCUAGCCUACGACGUUCACGAUAAUUCAGAUCUGUUCUUCAAAGAGGCACCAGACGGCGUAAACGUUAUUGUAGCAGGAAGCUUCGGAAAGUAUACGAAGACUUUAGCCAUUGUAGGGGGAAACAGCUCGGUUUUAGGUCUCACUUGGGAAGGCAAUGAGGCGUUUUGGAACGUGGUUGGCGGGAAAGUUACCGCGAUGAUCACUUUUGACUUUGACAGAGACGGUGAAAGUGAGCUGAUUGUCGGCUCAGAAGAUUCCUUUAUUAGAGUGCUCAAGAACAAUCAGUUCGUUGCGGAAAUAGCAGAAACAGGGCCCGUGGUGUGCUUGUCCGUCAUAUCCGAUGUGCGAUUUGCAUACGGAUUAGCUAACGGUACCAUAGGUAUUUAUGAGGACGGUGUGCGACUGUGGAGAGUUAAGUCAAAACAAAACGCUAUAUCGCUUCAAUGGUCAGGCGAGGCCCUCGCUUGCUGCUGGAGUAAUGGGCGCGUGGACUGGCGGGACGGAUCCUCGGGCAGGGUGCUACGCAGAGUUCAGAUGAGAGCCAGUGCAGCUGCAAUGCUUUUGGCGGACUAUAGAGCUCUGGGCACUCCAGAUCUUGUCUGUGUUUCGGUUAGAGGAGAAGUUUUAGGCUAUUCUCCAACGCAAGAGAGUAGCGGAUUCAACGAUACCACCAAGAAUCCAGCAACAGAGGAAGACCGCCUGGCAAUAACAGAGUUAUUGAACAAAAAACAGGCUCUGAUGCUAGAGUUACAGCAUUAUGAAGCUAACGCUGCAAGUGCGGUUAUGCCUGAUUUAGAAGACGAUCGUCCUACUACCGCAAUGCCUACUAAUACCAGAUUACAGGUUGCCGUUGUCCAUUCUCUGGACGAGGGUUGUUUAAAUCUUGCCAUAUCGACGAACAACGAGACCAUCGUCAGAGCAGCGCUAAUAUUAGCUGAAGGUAUAUUUGAAUCAGGCGAAACAUUGGCGCGUCACCCGCCGCUUUCCCAAAUCCGUCCCAUAUUACACGUGCCUUUGCACCCCCCCAGAGAUGUACCCGUCGAUGUGCACAUCAAAGCUCUCGUCGGCUAUCCGAACAGCGAGCAGUACCACAUCUUUGAAAUGACGAAACAACUACCAAGAUUUGCCAUGUACACAAUGAAUUACAAUGCUACAAACCGAAUUAAUUAUAACAGCAGUUACGUGACUUUUCAAAUAACAGAGAGGCUCCAAAGAAUUUGUAUUUGGGCUAACCAGAACUUUCUGUUGGAGAACGAGUUGGAAUUGAACUCGGAGGAUGCUAAAGAGUUUCAUGUCAAUUUGACGUGUCUGAGAGAUCAGUCUACGUUGGAUAUGAACUUUAAUGUUGAUGGUAAUGUGAAGAUCACCACUAGUGAUAUGAGGCUCGCCGGAGAUUUGGUGCAAAGUUUGGCGGUUUUCUUGAAUUUGACAGAUUUAAAGUCAACAGCAAACUUCGUAGAAGCUGAAAAGAAAUUACGCGAAGAAAUGGAAAAUGCAUCUCAAGCAGGGGAAAUGAGAUCGCGCUUAGCUGCCGAAACAGCAGAACGAGCUCAACUGAUAACAGCUUUAUUACCAGCUGCACAAGACGCCGCAUCAUAUGAUUUGAAAGAAAUGCUGAAUAGGUAUAAAGAGGUGGUGAUGUUAAACGAAGAACUCAUAGCAGCAUGCCACGUACGACGCGCUACACAAGAACAUGCCGUGGCUUCACUCAAAACUUUACAUACUAUUUUACAACAAGCGGCGCGGUUAAGAGUGGGUAAAUACAGCAAGGCUGUUGUAAGCGCAAGUAGGAAUGCAGUGAAGGAAAAUAACGUGGAAGCGCUGAUUAAAAUCAUUCAAGUCGGAGAGUCGCUAUAAGAAACCUAAUAAAUAAAUAUAUCGAUCAAUAUUCGAAAUUCACGCGCAUUAUUGGCCUCUAUUUAUAUUGAUUUAGUAAAUAAAAAAUGUAUACACUAAA
Molecule: messenger RNA, 2293 nt
Organism: Bombyx mori (domestic silkworm)
Lineage: Eukaryota; Metazoa; Arthropoda; Insecta; Lepidoptera; Bombycidae
Product: Bardet-Biedl syndrome 2 protein homolog
Exons: 11
Coding region: 34-2193 (719 amino acids)
Biological process (GO): non-motile cilium assembly
Cellular component (GO): motile cilium; BBSome; neuron projection
Molecular function (GO): protein binding
Source: RefSeq, a predicted model, not a curated record